This is a messenger RNA of Adineta ricciae, 2637 nucleotides long. The record is from the annotation of a GenBank genome assembly. NCBI's taxonomy places the organism in Eukaryota, Metazoa, Rotifera, Eurotatoria, Adinetida, Adinetidae.
AUGACACCGGAGACAAAAAUAAAUGUCCAUGACGAUAAGUAUAAUCUAAACAGCCUUCAAAAUGUACGAACUAACUCGAUGGCUGAUGAUGAUUUUAUCGAAGAUUUCAAUAUCACCGAAAGUGAUCUUGAUUCAGCAUUCAAUCCAACUCGUCGUCGAGGACGGCAAAGUAAAGAAGAAGCAAUCUACGGUAUUUGGGCCACAGCUUCUGAACGCGCUACCAGUCGUCCGACCACAACAACAACCUCGUACAGUCGGGUAGCUCAACCGAUCGCAUUUGUUAGUGGCGGUGUCAAAUUAGGUUCAAAAAUCGACAACAAGAAACCAGCCACAACAAAGCCAACGAAGAAACCCAUUAUAUCCAACGAUUAUAUCAGUGAUGAGGAUAGUGAUGAGCCAGCUGAUGACGAUGAGAAUGACGACGACGAUGAAGUUGAAGUCAUUGGAAGAAAACGGAAAAAACGCGGGGAUAUGAGUGACGACGACGAUGAUGAUGAUGAUGACGACAGUCAUAACGAAGAUGAAGCAGCUGGAUCAAGCGAUGAUGAAAGUCAUGCACCAGUCACACAACCUCAAACAUCAAGCUUUUCAAAUCGCCGACCACAGAUGAAUCAAGCACCAGUUCAUGAUAAGGAAUUCGGUGCAUUUGAAAAAUAUACCAAAGGCAUCGGUAUGAAACUGAUGAAAAAAAUGGGUUUUGAACAUGGUCGUGGUUUGGGGAAAAACCUUCAAGGUCGAGCCAUGCCUAUUCAAGUUCAAAAACGUCAAGGUAAAGGUGCUGUUGGUCGAUACGGAAAUGAAGAUCCCAACAUUCGUCCUACAACGAGUCAAGACUCGGAAACCACUUCAUCAGAAAAACCAUCGAAGAAGAAUGCUCCACAAUGGCGAAAACAACCGAGAGAGAGAGUGCCCAAACAACAAUAUAUUUAUAAAACAUUCGAUGAUGUGUUAAAAGAACAAACGACCAAAUUUCACAACAAAAAGCCUGGUGAACAAAGUCGAGAUAAGAUCAUUGACAUGACAGGUCGUGAACAACGUGUGCUUCAAAAUUAUGAUUCUAUCUCAACGAAACAAUUCGAUCAAGAGCACGUAUUUUCACUGGAAGAAUUAUCACAUAAUCUUGACCAAGUGAUUGAGUCAUGUGAAGAAGGAAUGAUUCGUUCCCAUCGACGACGAAAUGCUGACCAAGACACAAUGGUGGCGUUAGAAUAUGAUUUAUCGCAUACACAAAAACUCAUUUCUGAUGAAGCCACGAAAAUGAAUCGAUUGAACAUUCUUCUUAACAUGGUCGACCAAUGUGAACAAUGUGUGAGACAGGUCAAAAAUAUCAAUGACCUGCUCUUUCUACAACGAGUCUUCGAAGAAUUGAGAAAAAAUUACUCGCAUGAGUAUCAAACCUAUCGUCUUUGGGAUGUCGCAGUUCCAGUUUUACACAGUCAAAUGAAACACCAUCUCGCUACCAACUGGGAUAUUCUUCAUGGUACACAUGAUCACGAUGAAGAACUCAUUAACAUUUUCACCAAAUGGAGAGACGUCUUAGAAGAUGAUACCAUUGAUUUAACGACAAACAGUGUUACUCCGUCGAAAGAAAACAUGGACCCAUAUCAUCGACUUCUCUGGGAAGUAUGGAUGCCAUUUGUUCGUCGAGCAGUUCUCGACUGGAAUCCACGUCAUCCUGAUGAACUGAUCGAUGCUAUUGAACGAUGGAAAUCCAUACUACCAGGAUGGAUUCGAGAAAAUGUUCUUGAUCAACUUGUCAUGCCUGUUCUUCAUCGUGAAGUGGAUGCAUGGAAUCCUCUGACUGAUUCAAUACCCAUUCAUUCAUGGAUACAUCCAUGGUUGCCGCUGAUGAAAGAACGACUCGAACCAUUGUAUCAACCGAUUCGAACGAAGCUUGCACAAGCUCUUCAGAACUGGCAACCAUCAGAUUCAUCAGCCAAAGCUGUUCUACUUCCUUGGCAACGAAUCUUUCCACAAUCGACAUGGGAUUCAUACAUGAACAAAAACAUCGUUCCGAAACUAGUCACACUAAUGCAACAGUUCAUUGUUGAUCCUCGACAACAAGUGUUAGAUCCAUGGAAUUGGUUUAUUAGUUGGGUUGAUAUAGUACCAUUGCCGAGCAUGGUUGCCAUUCUAGAGAAGACUUUCUUUCCCAAAUGGCUUCAGGUACUGAAUACAUGGCUGAACACAAAUCCAAACUAUCAAGAAAUUCAAGGAUGGUAUAGUGGAUGGCGAUCAUUGCUUCCACCAUCACUUCUCAAUCAUACGACCAUCAAAGAAAAGUUGACCGAAGGAUUAAUGAUGAUUGAUCGACGAAUAUCAGGUCCAGUGAAUGCUCAACCGACACCACCUCCACCUCCUCUACCGUCUACCAAUGUGAACUACGAGGCCAUAUACAACCGUGGUUUGGCUUCGUCGACAUCAACAGUAGUGUCAUCGUUCAAAGAUUUAGUCGAAAAGAAAGCUGCAGAGCAUAAUCUUUUGUUUAUGCCAAUUACGAAUCGUAUAUUUGAUGGCAAACAAGUGUAUCAGUUUGGUCAAGUGAACAUCUAUAUUGAUAAAAACGUGGUGUUCGUUUUCGACAAUGGGCAAUGGUUUCCUAUGAGACUGAACGAUCUUAUUCGAAGAGCAGUGUGA